This is a messenger RNA of Stylophora pistillata, 841 nucleotides long. RefSeq lists its product as uncharacterized. The record is from RefSeq and is a predicted model, not a curated record. Lineage: Eukaryota; Metazoa; Cnidaria; Anthozoa; Scleractinia; Pocilloporidae.
AUAACAACUGCACCACUGGACCAGACAGUCCAAUUAACAAAAACUGUGCCAUUUUAUCGUUGGGCGGAUGGAAAUCCAACACCAACCAUUACUUGCGUCCAUAAAAAUAGUGUUGGGAGAGGAAACAAGCUACAUUUUGGCUUAACAAGGUUUACCGACGCUGGGUGGUAUACAUAUGAUGCAGAAACUGGGAUAGGCGAACGAGCAUACUUUGUAAUUGCCAGAAGUGAAAGCAGGCUCAUCAGUGGAAAGAUGGUGAUCUUGAAUGAAAAAUUUGACGUUGGCUUAUUGAAUAAGGAAAGAGAAAAAUAUCACAAUUUCUCCAAGCGUAUUGCUCAGGUGGUUGAAGAUCUCUUUAAAGCUGAUAUUAACUACUAUGCAACCAAAGUGAUACCAUUCAAAAGUGGCUGCGUGAAUGUGUAUUUCAAGUUGGAAUUUAAGAGAAUAGUUCGAGCUAGCAUCAUAAUUUCCACCCUAAAAUAUGCUGCGAUGGAUGGGAAGUUUGGGAGUUUUGUUGUCGAUCCGUCAUCAAUCACAGUACUGCAAGACGAGACGCCUGCAUCAAGUUCGAAGAAAAGUACAGGAGAGAAAGGUUCACUGUUAGUUGUUUUUUUCUUCUUACUGGUGGUUUUUGUUCUAAUAUAUUUUGUGUGCCGCUCCAAGAAACAAAGCAGAACUACAAGCUCCGUUGUUCCUGGUUCUGGAGGUAGAACAGCAAGCUCCGUUGUUCCUGCUUCUAAAGCUGGUCAAAGCACUGGUGGCACACGUCCCUUUCAAGACGUAUAUCAGUUAUCGAGGGUAAAAGCAGAUCGCACCAAAGAAGAAGAACGGGUUUUCAGAC